Messenger RNA from Cyphellophora attinorum, 2619 nucleotides. RefSeq names its product Nitrate [NADPH]. The coding region runs from base 1 to 2619 and encodes 872 amino acids. NCBI's taxonomy places the organism in Eukaryota, Fungi, Ascomycota, Eurotiomycetes, Chaetothyriales, Cyphellophoraceae. The record is from RefSeq and is a predicted model, not a curated record. Gene Ontology annotation, biological process: nitric oxide biosynthetic process; nitrate assimilation. The transcript is spliced from 2 exons. Gene Ontology annotation, molecular function: nitrate reductase (NADPH) activity; molybdenum ion binding; heme binding.
AUGACUCUUGAAAUUCCGACAGAUCUGCCACCAACGCCACCGGACUCCACACACAGUGAUACAGAAGACAAGCUUGAAGCACAACCAGAAUCACUUACGCUUCUUCCUGCCAUACCAUCAAGCAGUCCGCCCACGAAUGUUCUUGAGCCCGACAAGAAGACUCCAGACUCAUGGCUGCCGCGUGACCCACGGCUGAUCCGACUGACUGGAGUGCAUCCCUUCAAUGUUGAAGCACCUCUGACAGAUCUAUUCGCGCAAGGCUUUCUAACUAGUCCGGAACUGUUCUAUGUCCGCAACCAUGGCUAUGUGCCUCAAGUUCACGAUGCCGACAUGUUGGACUGGGAGUUCUCGGUGGAAGGCAUGGUCGAGCACCCUUUCACGCUCAAAUUGCGUGACCUGCUCGCGGAGUACGAGCAACGGACAUUCCCCAUAACUCUGGUCUGUGCCGGCAACCGUCGUAAGGAGCAGAAUGUUGUACGGAAGACCAAAGGCUUUUCGUGGGGCGCCGCAGGUGUAUCAACAGCAUUAUUCACUGGUGUCAUGAUGGCAGAUCUGCUUGAGCGAGCAAAGCCUCGACGGGGCGGCCGAUAUGUUUGCAUGGAGGGCGCGGAUGAGCUGCCUAAUGGCUGCUAUGGGACUAAUGUAAAGUUAAAGCAUGCGCUGGACCGUGAAAAAGGCAUGAUGAUUGCACACGCGAUGAAUGGCGAAGUUUUGCGGCCUGAUCAUGGCAAGCCACUCAGAGCCGUCAUACCUGGCCAAAUAGGAGGACGCUCGGUCAAGUGGCUCAAGAAGCUUAUAGUGACGCCAGAACCCAGCGACAACUGGUAUCAUAUCUGGGACAAUCGUGUCCUCCCAACAAUGGUUUCGCCCGAGGAGUCUGCAAACAAACCUGCCUGGUGGCAAGAUGAGCGCUAUGCUAUCUACGAUCUGAGCACAAAUUCGGCCAUUGCGGACCCUGCACAUGAACAAACCAUAACAUCAGACGGCUCGAUCGAAAGCUACGCAGUGCGAGGCUAUGCCUACGGAGGCGGCGGACGAAGAGUCACACGAGUCGAGAUCACCCUGAACAAAGGUCGGACGUGGCAGCUUGCCGAAAUUGACUACGCCGAAGACCGCUACCGAGAAGCUUCUCCGCAGUCGUUAUGUGGUGGCACGCUUGAUAUGGAAGGGUACGAGCCUAGUUUCUGUUGGUGCUUCUGGAAGAUUGACCUCCCAAUAUCGGAUCUAUCCGCCGCGAACGAUAUCAUUGUGCGAGCAAUGGAUGACAGCAUGAAUAUCCAACCGCGUGAUAUGUACUGGAGCGUCCUGGGCAUGAUGAACAAUCCCUGGUAUCGGGUGGCAAUACAUAUGGAUGGCGAUUCACUACGCUUCGAGCAUCCGACACAACCUGCACUCAUGCCUGGCGGCUGGAUGGAGCGGGUGAAAAAGGCUGGCGGGGAUCUCACAAAUGGUCAAUGGGGCGAACAAAGUCCGGGCGUUGAGCCAACUGAAGUGGCUCCUGAGCCUGAGUCGCAGGUCAAGAUGACUAGUGAUGAUGUGAAAGACAUAAUCAGCAUUGACGAUGUCCGCAAGCACGACAAGGAAGAAGCCCCGUGGUUUAUUAUUGAUGGCGAAGUAUAUGAUGGCACGGCAUUCCUUAAGGACCACCCUGGUGGCGGCUCGAGCAUCAUUAACGCUGCUGGCAUGGACGCCAGUGAAGAGUUCCUAGCCAUUCACAGUGAGGUCGCGAGAGGCAUGAUGCCUAAGUACCACAUCGGCACUCUGGACGAAACUGGCAAAGCAGCGCUGAAGCUUGAGCCUGAAGAAUCAAAGUCCUCUGAGAUCCGUCCUACAUUCCUGGAGCCAAAGCUAUGGCACAAGGCAGUCCUGCACUCAAAGAAGACGGUCUCGUGGGAUACAAGAGUGUUCACAUUCAAGCUGCAGGACGAAAACCAACCACUUGGCUUGCCGGUGGGCCAGCACCUGUUCAUUCGUCUUCGAGAUCCAGCUACCCGAGAUGCUAUCAUAAGGAGCUAUACGCCUAUAUCACAUCCCGCGAAGAAUGGCUUUGUGGAUGUGCUGGUGAAAGUUUACUUCGAUGAGCCCGGACGAAAAGGCGGCAAGAUGAGCCAGGCACUUGACUCCAUACCCAUUGGUCACUUCGCAGAGUUUAAGGGACCUAUCGGCAAAAUGGAGUAUCGUGGCAAAGGCGUCGCCGCUGUCAACGGUGACGAGCGUAAGGUGGACCGGUUCAUCAUGAUAUGCGCAGGCAGUGGCAUCACACCAAUCUAUAUGGUCUUGCGCGCGGUUGUUGAAGAUCCCGAAGACACGACACAGUGUAUUGUCAUUGAUGGCAACAGAAAACUGGAAGACAUCCUGAUCAAGGAAGAUCUCGAUGUCUAUGCCCAAGAUGCCAAUGGUCGAUGUCAGAUCACACACACACUGACUGACGCUCCCGAGAAUUGGCAGAAUCGACGGGGGCGCAUUAAUGCUACGCUGAUCAAGGAAGUUGCUGGUGAUCACACUCGGGAUGGGAAGAAAACAAUGGUGCUUAUAUGCGGGCCAGAAGGCUUCGAGAAAGGCGUUCGAACUGCGCUGCUCGAGAACGGGUAUACCGACGACGAGCUUCUGUUCUUCUGA